GGUUCUUCUCUUUCAGGGUUAUCUUUCUUUCCUUUUUUCAUUCCCAUGGUUUUGUAAUUUUGUUGCUAAAAAAUGGAGGCCACAGAGUUGUAGCAAAGAGUGGUUUCAUUGUACCUUUUGGCCUUUAUUUUCUGGGUUUUGGGAAUCCUUCCUCUAUCUUAAAGUUCCCUUGAGAAAGUUAAGUUCUUUCAAGUUUCAACAGCAGGUUUUUCAAGAAGCAGCAAGUAGGUGUAGAUUUUAAUAAUGGCAGACAGUGAGUUGCAGAAGAAGCCCACUUCAUUCCCCAAGUUGUUUACUGGUUUUACUUUAAAAGCAAUUUCUGAUAACUCAGAGUCAAUUAUGAGUCCAAAAUCCAUACUUGAUAGCAAGCCCUUCUCAGCUUUCAAGAACCCUUUUUGGUCUGAAUCAAGCACUCAUAGAACCCCAGAACCUGAAGCCAAACACAAACUUGGUUCCAAAGGGAUUGGUCUUGCCAUUGUUGAUUCUCUCAAAGAUGAUUGUUCUGAUCCCAACUUGUCAAAACCUGUCCUUUUUGGUUCACAACUUAGGGUCCAAAUCCCAUCUUUCCCCCAUGUUUCUCCAUCUGAAUCUCCAACAACGCCAACUGAUCUUAACAUCAUCAAGACAAGAACAUCCCAGUUGAGUUCCUUCUCUUCUAUCUUCAUUGGUAGUAGUCUCUCAGCUUCUGAAAUGGAACUCUCAGAAGAUUACACUUGUGUAAUAACUCAUGGAACCAAUCCUAGAACCACACAUAUCUUUGAUGAUUGCGUUGUGGAGACAUGUUGUGGAGUUGUUGGUUUCUCUUGUUCCAAUGGAAUUUGGGGUGAUGAUGGAACAAGUUUCCAAUCGGACAACUUCCUCAGCUUCUGUCAUGCUUGCAACAAGAAUCUUUCUCCAGGAAAAGACAUUUACAUGAACAGAGGGGAGAAAGCAUUUUGCAGCAAAGAAUGCAGGUACCAGGGGAUGAUGCUAGAGGAAGGGACAAAUCAACUAGAAUCCGAUGACAUAUUGGGGACAAGUUCUUGACAUUUGUUU
Messenger RNA from Hibiscus syriacus, 1035 nucleotides. Its product is annotated as FCS-Like Zinc finger 8-like. The coding region runs from base 244 to 1026 and encodes 260 amino acids. The record is from RefSeq and is a predicted model, not a curated record. Lineage: Eukaryota; Viridiplantae; Streptophyta; Magnoliopsida; Malvales; Malvaceae. The transcript is spliced from 6 exons.